CUUCUUAUUCACAACCUCUGCCAUUCCCCAAACUGGAACCCGAGUAAAAAUGCCAAAUCUUCUAAAGCAGAGACCAUCCACGUCAUCAUAGUAUCAAUUCUCCUCGUCCAGGUUUUGCCAAGUGUCACACACCCAGUAAGUCCAGGAGAAACGUGAAUAAAUGGGCAAUGCCCGAAGCAAUAACCUAAAACUGAGCUUCCUUUAGUCCCCCAGAACCAACAAGGCUUGAGCAAAUUCGAAGAGCAAUGUCUGCUCGUUUCGCCGAUCAAUGUUGUUUCAUUGUUGCUUUCGUUGAUGCCAUUGAUAUCGGUUGAUUCUGUUUUGCUUUGGUUUGUGGUGGGUGUUCGACAUUUUCCUACUGGUCUCUAAGUGCAAUCCCGUUUUCACAAUCUUUCUUCACUUUGUUCUUAUUCAGCUAUAUCAACACUUGAUUUAAUUAAUCAAAUAGGCUUAUGUUGAUUUUGCUCUUUCUUUUGCUUUGAAAUGGUGAAGGUUUGUUUAGGGAGUUUUUGAUUUGAGGAAUUAGAACAAAUAAGGCCGGAUUCCUGCCACAAGCCGUAGUUUAGGAAGUUUAGUUAAGAGGAAUGAAUUGAUUGGUAGAGUUAUAUUGGAUGAAAGCAUGGAACCUGUUUGUGAAUUUUGCCGGGUGGUGAGAGCAGUAGUAUAUUGUAAAUCAGAUUCGGCUCGGCUUUGCCUGCAUUGUGAUGGAUGUGUACAUUCUGCAAACCCUUUGUCAAGUAGGCAUUCUCGUUCUCUUUUAUGCGAUAAGUGCAAUUCACAACCUGCAAUGGUCCGUUGUAUGGAUGAGAAAUUGUCCCUUUGUCAAGGCUGUGAUUGGAAUGGCAAUGCUUGCUCGACCAUGGGCCAUCGGCGCCAGGCCUUGACUUGUUACACAGGAUGCCCUUCUUUGGCAGAGUUUUCAAGGAUUUGGGCUUCAGUUCUUGAGACACCUUCUUCAGGUGGCUAUGAUGUUGGAUGGGAACCGCUUAGUUCUGUGUCCGUGACUGAGAACUCCGUAGCAAACUGUAUUGGGCCGUCAGAAAAUGAGGGGCCAUUUGGAUUUGUUGCUAGCAAAUUAAGUGAACUAGAACAUUGUCCCAAGUUUGAACCUUUGAUGGAAACACCUCCUUUAAUUCCUCCAAAUCCAAAUUACAUGCCAUACUAUAAAGAUCAAUCACCUUUAUUGCCAGAGGAGUCCAACAUGCCAAAGCAGGCGUGCUCCAGCUUUAAGGAUGUUGGACUUUGUGAUGGAGACGAUCUUUGUGAAGGUCUCAGCAUCGACGAUCUCCCUUUAGACUUUGAAAAUGCUGAUGAGAUAUUUGGAUGUUCACAAGGUCAUAGCAGAUACCCGUUCGAAGAUGGUGGUAACAGCUGUAACUUAAUGGAUAAAACCUUAUCUGCCACCAAAUCUAAUGAACCUAUUGAGAAUGCUUUUGAGGCAUCGUCAGGACAAUAUGAUUGUGUGGCUUUCCAAUCUUCUGGUGCUGGGGGUUCAGCCAGUAUGAUGCAGACCAUGAAUGAUAGUGCUAAUUGUACGUUAGUGAAUCCUGGUUGCAACAGAAACAUAAAUAUUGGUUUUCCUACUGGGCAAAUUCAUUCCAGCAUGUCACUUUCACUCUCCAACAUCACUGGCGAAAGUAGCGUUGCUGAUUACCAAGAUUGCGGAUUAUCGCCAAUAUAUUUGACUGGUGAGUCUCCAUGGGAACCAAAUCUGGUGGCUAGUUGCCCACAAGCAAGGGAUAAAGCCAAGAUGCGAUACAAAGAAAAAAAGAAAACGCGGAUGUUCGGCAAACAAAUAAGGUAUGCCUCUCGAAAGGCCAGAGCUGAUACGAGAAAGCGCGUGAAAGGUAGAUUUGUGAAAACUGGGGAGGCAUAUGAUUAUGACCCCCUAGGGACAAGUAGCUUCUGAGCCAGAUUACUGAAUCUUUGCACCUUACCCUGUAAGAAAAGGGUGAAUUUACAAGGUAUAAACUUUCCACCAGUUGAAUAUAAAAGCAUUGUGUUCCCUCUGGUGAUUUCAUGAGGAUAAAAUGCUUGCAGGUAGAAACGAUCUUGCAUGUGGCUAAGAGUUAUUUGUAUUCACUCUAAGCGCAAGUUAUUUGCUCUUAAAUUCGACGUAUGCCUUAAAUUCCAAUUAUGUUGUGAUAUGCUCUCUGAAAUUCUUGAUAUUAUCUAGAUCCAUUGCUGUCAAUAGGCAUACUCAGUACUCUGAUAACUGAUGGCCAUAAAGUAAUAGGUUAUCUGUAGGUUAAGUAUAGUCUACAAGUUUUGAGUGUUGAAUCAACAAGAGCUGCAAAGAAAGAGAGGAAAAAAAGGCGCAUUUAAGCCAUUAGGUCCUGGCUCAAAGUUUAGCGUUUUGAUUUGGAUUGUUUAAAUUAACAAGUAGAGAGGAAAAGUUAGUUGGGCGACUCGACUUCAAACAAAAACUUGCUAAUGGAUUGGAAAACUAUUUCAGUAUUUCUUGAUGGUACCAGUGUUGUAAUGCUCUGUUCUAGCACUUGACAUUUAGGCUUUUGAUUCUGGCAGCCUAUAUCUAUAUUGAUAUUGUAACAUACCAGUUCAUCACUCUUGUUCAUUUGCUGGUCAAUUCAUGACAACGAUAACAACUGAAAGCCAUGCAACUUGAGGUGUUUUUUUUUUCUUUUUUUUUUUCCUGGAAGAUAAAAUACUGCAAAUCAAGACUUUAUAGAUAUAAAAAUCUUCUUCAUUCAUCCUAUUUGUUUGGUAUAGCCAAUCCGUUAGCCUUAUGAGUUUGUAAGUUUUACCGUUCAGACCUUAGUGUUGUAUUCUUGGUUUUAGAGUGUUAGUCUGAUUUGAUAAAUUCAACCUUCAUUUUUCUCACCA
Molecule: messenger RNA, 2844 nt
Organism: Tripterygium wilfordii
Lineage: Eukaryota; Viridiplantae; Streptophyta; Magnoliopsida; Celastrales; Celastraceae
Product: putative zinc finger protein CONSTANS-LIKE 11
Exons: 4
Coding region: 620-1909 (429 amino acids)
Molecular function (GO): protein binding; zinc ion binding
Source: RefSeq, a predicted model, not a curated record